Messenger RNA from Physella acuta, 1254 nucleotides. RefSeq lists its product as uncharacterized. The record is from RefSeq and is a predicted model, not a curated record. Lineage: Eukaryota; Metazoa; Mollusca; Gastropoda; Physidae.
AUGGAUAAAGUUCUUAGUAUUCGUGGGAUUAAAAAAGUGAUGCACAAUGGAUAUGUUUAUGUUAAACAAAAAGAUUUAGCAGGAGGUGUGGUUAGUUAUGAAUGUGAAAAGCGUCGAGGAAAUGGAACAAAAAUGUCUGAAUGCAAAGCAAAGAUUAAAAUUAAAAACGACACUGUUGUUGGAUUUCUCCAUGAACACACACAUGCAUCAGAUGUAACACAAUGUGAAAUUCUUCAAGUUCGACACAAUAUUAAAAAAAGGGCACUGGAAACAGAGGAAACACCCCAACAGAUUCUUGGUAGAGAGAUGCAAAAUCUCAGCGAAGCAGCGUCUGUACAGAUGGUUACUAUUCCACAUCUGCGGCGUCAUAUUCGAAAACAGCGACAAACUAAUCAUGUUCAACAUCCUCUUCCAACCGAUCGCUCUACCAUUGAACUGCCGGAUGAAUACAAGAAACUAUCUAGUGGUGAGAAUUUCCUAUUAUUUGAUAGUGGUGUUGGUGACAAAAACAGAAUAUUAAUAUUUGGCACUAAUGAAUCAUCCUCUUUAUUAGAACAAUCUUUACAUUGGUUUAUGGAUGGAACCUUUAGCAUUGUGCCUGAGAUAUUUUUCCAAUUAUAUACAGUUCAUGCCCUCUUCAGCGGCGAUGUCAUUGCAUGCCUGUACUGUUUGCUGCCAAACAAAACGACGGAAACCUAUCGCCGUCUUUUUAUGAAAUUAAAAGAACUAAUGCCGGCCGCCCGGCCUAUUUCAGCUAUGCUGGAUUAUGAAAAAUCCGCCAUUAAUGUUGUUUCUGAAUGUUAUGAAGGCAUACAAAUCCAAGGCUGUUUUUAUCAUUUGACACAGAGCCUAUACCGAAAAGUACAGGCUCUUGGAUUUCAAACAAAGUACGUGGAUGAAGCAGAUUUCGCCGUCAUGGUAAGGAUGAUAGGUGCUUUGGCUUUUGUGCCAAUAGCAGAUGUUGUAGAUGUGUUUGAAGAACUUCGAGAACAUACGGAAAAUAGCAAUGAAAUUCAGCAACUGCUGGAUUAUUUUGAGGAUAAUUAUAUUGGAAGAGUAAGACGUCGAGGCCGAGCUGCUCCCCUUUAUGAGCCUCACAUCUGGAACAUACACCACAGGGUGGAAAAUGAGUUACCUCGCACCAACAACAGCGUCGAGGGUUGGCACCGUAAAAUGCAAGCUGCAGUUGCUGCUGACCAUCCUAAUAUCUGGCGCUUCAUCAAUAUUCUCAAACGCGAGCAUUGUUUACACUAA